Messenger RNA from Lobosporangium transversale, 549 nucleotides. RefSeq lists its product as hypothetical. Bases 1 to 549 code for a protein of 182 amino acids. The transcript has 5 exons. Lineage: Eukaryota; Fungi; Mortierellomycota; Mortierellomycetes; Mortierellales; Mortierellaceae. The record is from RefSeq and is a predicted model, not a curated record.
AUGCUAGAGUCUCGAGAAGCUAAAGUACCCAAGUCAACCAAGAUGCUCAAGAUACUCAAGAUCUCAAGUCUGCGCUUUAUCCCAAAGAUCGGUAUAUUAGAACCCAUUUGUUUAGUGUGUUUACCUAGCUAUAUGCUGAGGCUGUGUGAAAGCAAAGUGGAGGAUGUCUAUAUUAUUAAGAUGCAUGGCACCAAGUCAGGACCUGCAGAGCGAGAGUCUGCAGCUUCUGAGACUGAGGCAGUAACUCCGCUAAGCAGAUGGUUAAGUCGUGGUAAGAGCACAAUCAGUUGGGAGGAACAUGACCUGAGAUGUAGCUUGCAAGCUCGAGCAGCUCUGCCACUAAGCGCAAACACGCAUGCCUAUCUCAAACACCCAACACCCGUAUCCAGUAUGGCUAUUGAUAAAUAUUUUUUAAAGAACCUUUAUCACACACUUGGAUUAUACAGUAUCUCGCGGAUGCAAAUUUUAAGCUUGGGCUAUUUGUAUGAGCGCAGGCCAAGCCAAACCAUGCACAUGUGGUUGUACAGUGCGACCAUGAAGAGGGAUUAG